Messenger RNA from Cynara cardunculus var. scolymus (artichoke), 1620 nucleotides. RefSeq names its product U-box domain-containing protein 4-like. The transcript is spliced from 2 exons. Lineage: Eukaryota; Viridiplantae; Streptophyta; Magnoliopsida; Asterales; Asteraceae. The record is from RefSeq and is a predicted model, not a curated record. Gene Ontology annotation, molecular function: protein binding. The coding region runs from base 1 to 1362 and encodes 453 amino acids. Gene Ontology annotation, cellular component: cytoplasm; nucleus.
AUGGUUUCUCUUCAACAAUCUCACCGUUCCACGUCGCCCGUCACCCGACCCUACUACACUCCACCUUAUUCUUCUUCUUCCUCCCCCGCCAGAUUCUACAAGCAUAUGGGUCGCUCCAUGAGAACUGUUCGCUCCAGUUUCUCUAACUCCGAUUACACCUCCGCCCUAGGCGAUGACAACCUCACGGACUCCGUCCUCGACGUUCAUUUACAGGAGCUUGCAACGGCCAACUCUGGGACCUCCUCCAAAUCCUCCAUGUCUUCUGAUGACUUUCUCCACCUCUCCCAAGCCUUCAGCGAUUUCUCCGACUGCAGUAGCGAUAUGUCUGGAGAAUUACAACGUCUCGCUUCUUUGCCGGAAGAUUCCAAAGAGGAUGAUCCCAAUAGGGAACAGAAGCCCGAGCCGGAGCCGGAGCCAUGCCAAGGAUUUCUGGAACGGGAGAAUUUUUCAACGGAGAUAAUCGAGAGCAUUUCUCCGGAGGAUUUACAACCGACCGUCAAGAUCUGCGUCGAUAGUCUGACCUCCAGCUCCAUAGCCGUGAAGAGGUCUGCCGCAGCGAAGCUGAGGUUGUUAGCAAAGAAUCGGUCGGAUAACCGAGCUUUAAUCGGAGAAUCAGGUGCAAUUCCGGCGCUGAUUCCACUUCUCCGGUGUACCGACCCAAAGACUCAAGAACACGUCGUUACGGCGCUACUUAACCUCUCUCUCCUCGACGAUAACAAGCCGCUGAUCGCCGGCGCCGGAGCAGUGAAAUCGUUAAUUUAUGUCCUAAAAACCGGCACCCAAGUCUCGAAGCAAAACGCUGCGUGCGCUUUGCUUAGUCUAGCUUUGGUGGACGAAAACAAAACGUGCAUCGGAGCCUGCGGUGCUAUUCCGCCGUUAGUGUCGCUGUUAAUGAACGGUUCUAAUCGAGGGAAGAAGGACGCGUUAACCACUCUGUAUAAAUUGUGUUCGAUGAAGGCGAACAAGAAAAGGGCGGUGACGGCGGGGGCGGUGAAGCCGCUGGUGGAGCUAGUGGCAGGAGAAACGGGUAUAGGGAUGGCGGAGAAAGCGAUGGUGGUGUUGAGUAGCUUGGCGGUGAUCGAGGAAGGGCGGAGGGCGGUGGUGGAAGAAGGUGGAAUUGCAGCUUUGGUGGAGGUGAUGGAGGAUGGUAGAUCGGAGAAGGGGAAAGAGUUUGCGGUGGUGACACUGUUGGCGGUGUGUGAAGGUGGUGUUGAUAGUGGGAGGAACAGAGGGUUGUUGGUGGGCGAAGGUGCAAUUCCGCCGCUGGUGGCGCUUUCUCAGACGGCGACCGCCCGAGCCAAACACAAGGCUGAAAGAUUGCUGGGAUAUCUGAGAGAACACAGGCAAGAAGGUGAGGGAUGAAUAUUUAUCAUGAGUCUAAACAUACGCACAUUCAUUCAUAAUGAAUGCAUGUAUGUUAAUAACAUUCGCGAUAAAUAAUACAUUCUAUUCUAUUCAAUUCAGGUGGUGCUGUGUACAGUCCCUAGUUGUUAAUGAAAAUGAAAACAUGUGCUGUGUUUGUAUUAUAUUGCUUUUACAGGGAAUGAAGCUGAUUGGGUUUGAAUGUGUAAUAUGUAUGUUUGUGGGUUAGAAAUGGAAAGAGGGUUUGUGUAAUGAAUA